Rangifer tarandus platyrhynchus (Svalbard reindeer) is the source of this 5589-nucleotide messenger RNA. The record is from the annotation of a GenBank genome assembly. NCBI's taxonomy places the organism in Eukaryota, Metazoa, Chordata, Mammalia, Artiodactyla, Cervidae.
AUGGUGGAUAAAAAUAUUUACAUCAUUCAAGGGGAAAUUAACAUUGUGGUUGGGGCCAUCAAACGGAAUGCCCGAUGGAGCACCCAUACACCACUGGAUGAAGAACGGGAUCCUCUGCUGCAUAGUUUCAGUCAUCUAAAGGAGAUUUUAAACAACGUAACAGUACUCUCAGAAAUUGAGCCCAAUGUGUUCCUUCGUCCAUUUCUGGAAGUAAUUCGCUCUGAAGAUACCACUGGCCCUAUAACUGGACUUGCACUCACCUCUGUCAACAAGUUCCUAUCCUAUGCGCUCAUAGAUCCCACCCAUGAGGGCACAGCAGAGGGCAUGGAGAACAUGGCAGAUGCUGUCACCCAUGCCCGUUUUGUGGGCACAGAUCCUGCCAGCGAUGAGGUUGUCCUGAUGAAAAUCCUUCAGGUACUGCGGACUCUGUUGCUGACCCCAGUAGGUGCCCACCUAACCAAUGAAUCUGUGUGUGAGAUUAUGCAGUCUUGCUUCCGGAUCUGCUUUGAAAUGAGGCUCAGUGAGUUAUUGAGAAAAUCCGCAGAGCACACUCUCGUAGACAUGGUGCAGCUGCUCUUCACAAGGUUACCUCAGUUUAAAGAAGAACCCAAGAACUAUAUGGGGACCAACAUGAAAAAGCUGAAAAUGAGAGCAGGAGGCAUGAGUGAUUCAUCUAAGUGGAAGAAACAGAAGAGAUCUCCCCGGGCCCCACGUCAUAUGACCAAAGUCUUACCAAGUUCAGAGCAGCCCACCUCCAGUGGAACCACCUUAUCCUCUAACCUCAGUGGUGGCAUGCCCUUCAUUGAUGUACCCACUCCCAUCUCCUCUGCAAGUUCAGAAACUGCCUCAGCAGUGGUCAGCCCCUCUACUGACAGUGGUCUGGAGUUCUCCUCCCAGACUGCUUCCAAAGAGGACCUCACUGACCUGGAGCAGCCUGGCUCUCCAGGGUACAGCACAGUUGCAGAGCCUGGCAGCAGCGAGCUGGGGGUUCCUGAGCAACCUGAGCCACAGCAGGAAGGGGCCCAUGUGGAAAAGGCCCAGUCAACAUCUGUGGAAUCCAUCCCUGAAGUGUUAGAGGAAUGCACAUCCCCUGCUGACCACUCUGACUCUGCCUCUGUCCACGACAUGGAUUAUGUCAACCCCCGGGGCGUGCGUUUUACACAGUCCUCUCAGAAAGAAGGCACAGCUUUGGUCCCCUAUGGUCUUCCCUGCAUCCGUGAGCUCUUCCGCUUUCUCAUCUCCCUCACCAACCCACAUGACCGCCACAACUCAGAGGUUAUGAUCCACAUGGGACUGCAUCUGCUCACAGUGGCUCUUGAGUCCGCCCCCAUAGCCCAGUGCCAAACCCUUUUGGGCCUCAUCAAGGAUGAGAUGUGCCGCCACUUAUUCCAGCUACUCAGCGUAGAGCGACUGAACCUUUAUGCUGCUUCCCUCCGGGUAUGCUUCCUACUCUUUGAGAGCAUGAGGGAGCAUCUCAAGUUCCAAUUAGAGAUGUACAUCAAAAAGCUCAUGGAGAUCAUCACUGUGGAGAACCCCAAGAUGCCUUAUGAGAUGAAGGAGAUGGCCCUGGAGGCUAUUGUGCAGCUCUGGCACAUCCCCAGCUUUGUCACUGAGCUCUAUAUCAACUAUGAUUGUGACUACUACUGUUCCAACCUCUUUGAAGAUCUCACCAAGCUGCUGUCCAAGAAUGCCUUCCCUGUGUCUGGUCAACUGUAUACAACACACCUGCUGUCUCUUGAUGCCCUGUUGACAGUGAUUGACAGCACUGAGGCCCACUGCCAGGCCAAAGUCCUCAACAACCUUCUCCAGCAAGAAAGGAAAGAGGCCGCCAGACCUGGCUAUGAGGCAGUAGAUGGCACUCGAGAAGCCAACAAUACCGAGAGAGCAGCCAGUGAUGGGAAGGCUACAGGCAUGGCCCCAGACAUCGCAGGCCUGAAUCUGCCAGGUGGAGGGCGGCUGCCAGCAGAACAUGGGAAACCAGGAUGCAGUGAUCUGGAGGAAGCUGGUGACUCUGGGGCUGACAAAAAGUUUACCCAGAAGCCACCUCGAUUUUCCUGUCUCCUGCCAGAUCCACGGGAGUUGACUGAAAUUAAAAACAAAAAGAAGCUGCUGAUCACUGGCACAGAGCAGUUCAACCAGAAACCAAAAAAGGGGAUCCAGUUUUUGCAGGAGAAAGGUCUCCUUACCAUCCCAAUGGAUAACACAGAGGUAGCCCAGUGGCUGCGAGAGAACCCUCGACUGGACAAGAAAAUGAUUGGAGAGUUUGUGAGUGACCGCAAAAACAUUGACUUGCUGGAGAGCUUUGUGAGCACCUUCAGCUUUCAGGGUCUGCGACUGGAUGAAGCUCUCCGGCUCUAUCUGGAAGCCUUCCGCUUGCCUGGGGAAGCACCGGUCAUACAGAGGUUGCUAGAGGCAUUCACAGAACAUUGGAGGAAUUGUAAUGGCUCCCCAUUUGCCAAUAGCGAUGCCUGCUUUGCCCUGGCCUAUGCUGUCAUCAUGCUUAAUACUGACCAGCACAACCACAAUGUUCGCAAACAGAAUGCGCCCAUGACCCUAGAGGAGUUUCGCAAAAAUCUAAAAGGUGUGAAUGGAGGCAAGGACUUUGAGCAAGACAUCCUGGAGGACAUGUACCAUGCCAUCAAGAAUGAGGAAAUUGUGAUGCCUGAAGAGCAGACAGGCUUGGUCCGGGAGAAUUAUGUGUGGAAUGUGCUGCUUCAUCGAGGUGCCACCCCAGAGGGCAUAUUCCUACGUGUACCUGCUGGCAGCUAUGAUCUUGACCUCUUCACCAUGACCUGGGGCCCCACUAUUGCUGCUCUCUCUUAUGUUUUUGACAAAAGCCUUGAGGAGACAAUCAUCCAAAAAGCCAUCUCAGGCUUCAGGAAGUGCGCCAUGAUCUCCGCCCACUAUGGCCUCAGUGAUGUGUUUGACAAUCUCAUCAUCUCUCUAUGCAAAUUCACAGCUCUCAGCAGUGAGUCUAUUGAGAACCUGCCCACUGUGUUUGGAAGCAACCCUAAGGCCCACAUUGCAGCCAAGACGGUGUUCCAUUUGGCCCACCGUCACGGUGACAUCCUGCGAGAGGGCUGGAAGAAUAUCAUGGAGGCCAUGUUGCAACUCUUCCGAGCCCAACUGCUACCCAAGGCUAUGGUAGAGGUAGAAGACUUUGUGGAUCCCAAUGGCAAGAUCUCUUUACAGCGGGAAGAGACACCAUCGAACCGAGGAGAGUCAACAGUGCUGAGCUUUGUGAGCUGGCUGACACUAAGUGGUACUGAGCAGUCUAGUGUGCGGGGCCCAUCCACUGAGAACCAAGAGGCCAAGAGAAUGGCUUUGGACUGUAUCAAGCAAUGUGACCCAGAAAAGAUGAUCACAGAAAGCAAAUUCCUCCAGCUGGAGUCACUGCAGGAGCUCAUGAAGGCUCUGGUCUCAGUGACACCAGAUGAAGAGACCUAUGAUGAAGAGGAUGCUGCUUUCUGCCUGGAAAUGCUGCUGAGGAUUGUGCUAGAGAACAGGGACCGUGUUGGCUGUGUGUGGCAGACUGUUCGAGACCAUCUAUACCACCUAUGUGUCCAGGCCCAGGACUUCUGCUUCCUUGUGGAGCGGGCAGUGGUGGGGCUGCUGCGCCUAGCCAUUCGGUUACUCCGGAGAGAAGAGAUCAGUGGCCAGGUACUGCUCUCCCUGCGCAUUUUGUUACUAAUGAAGCCCAGCGUGUUAUCCCGAGUCAGUCACCAGGUAGCCUAUGGGCUCCAUGAACUCCUUAAGACCAACGCAGCCAAUAUCCACUCAGGCGAUGACUGGGCCACCCUCUUCACACUGCUGGAGUGCAUUGGCUCGGGUGUAAAGCCUCCAGCUGCCCUGCAGGCCACAGCCAGUGCCGACGCACCUGAUGCUGGGGCCCAGUCAGAUAGUGAACUCCCAUCCUACCAUCAAAAUGAUGUGAGCCUGGACCGGGGGUACACUUCUGACUCAGAGGUCUACACUGACCAUGGCAGACCUGGCAAGAUUCAUCGAUCAGCCACAGAUGCUGAUGUGGUCAACAGCGGUUGGUUAGUGGUGGGGAAAGAUGACAUCGAUAACUCCAAGCCAGGGCCUGGGCCCAGCCAGCCAGGUCCUUCACCCCUGGUCAAUCAAUACAGCCUAACAGUGGGGCUGGACCUUGGGCCACAUGAUACCAAGUCCCUGCUCAAGUGUGUGGAGUCACUGUCCUUCAUCGUGCGUGACGCUGCCCACAUCACACCUGACAACUUUGAGCUCUGUGUCAAGACUCUCCGCAUCUUUGUGGAGGCCAGUCUAAAUGGCGGGUGCAAGUCCCAGGAGAAACGUGGCAAGAGUCACAAAUAUGACAGCAAAGGGAACCGCUUCAAGAAAAAAUCCAAGGAAGGCUCAAUGCUUCGGCGGCCUCGAACCUCCAGCCAACAUGCCACUCGGGGUGGGCACAGUGACGACGAUGAGGAUGAAGGUGUGCCGGCCAGCUACCAUACGGUGUCUUUACAGGUCAGUCAGGACUUGCUAGAUCUGAUGCACACUCUGCACACAAGGGCAGCCUCCAUCUACAGCUCAUGGGCAGAGGAGCAGCGCCACCUGGAGACAGGCGGCCGGAAGAUUGAAGCUGAUUCACGUACCCUCUGGGCUCACUGCUGGUGCCCUUUACUGCAGGGCAUUGCCUGCCUAUGCUGUGAUGCCCGGCGGCAGGUGAGGAUGCAGGCACUGACCUAUCUGCAGCGAGCACUGCUGGUACAUGAUCUGCAGAAGUUAGAUGCUCUGGAAUGGGAAUCCUGUUUUAACAAGGUGCUGUUUCCUCUACUGACCAAGCUCUUGGAGAACAUCAGCCCUGCAGAUGUGGGUGGGAUGGAGGAGACCCGGAUGAGGGCUUCUACUCUGCUCUCUAAGGUCUUUCUGCAGCACCUGUCUCCACUUCUGUCGCUGUCCACCUUUGCGGCCCUCUGGCUGACCAUCCUGGACUUCAUGGACAAGUACAUGCAUGCAGGCUCCAGUGACUUACUGUCAGAAGCCAUUCCAGAGUCUCUGAAGAACAUGCUCCUGGUGAUGGACACAGCAGAGAUUUUCCACAGUGCAGAUGCCCGAGGAGGCAGCCCCUCAGCCCUCUGGGAGAUCACCUGGGAGCGCAUAGACUGUUUCCUGCCCCACCUGCGAGAUGAGCUCUUCAAGCAGACUGUCAUCCAGGACCCUGUGCCCAUGGAGCCUCAUGCCCCAAAACCGCUGGCCUCAGCACACCUGACUCCUGCUGCUGGUGACACUAGGACACCUGGCCAUCCACCUCCCCCAGAAAUGCCCUCUGAGCUGGGGACCUGUGACUUUGAGAAGCCUGAGGGCCCCCGACCGGCUAACAGCAGUUCUUCUGGAUCACCAGUGGCGUCCAGCCCCAGCAGGCUGAGCCCUACCCCAGAUGGGCCUCCACCACUGGCUCAGUCCCCACUGAUCCUGCAGCCCUUGGCCUCCCCACUGCAGGUGGGCGUGCCCCCCAUGACUCUGCCCAUCAUCCUCAAUCCCGCUCUCAUUGAGGCCACCUCACCUGUGCCCCUCCUGGCCACACCUCGCCCCACAGACCCCAUGCCCACCUCCGAGGUCAACUAA